Letharia columbiana is the source of this 177-nucleotide messenger RNA. RefSeq lists its product as uncharacterized. The record is from RefSeq and is a predicted model, not a curated record. The coding region runs from base 1 to 177 and encodes 58 amino acids. The transcript has 2 exons. NCBI's taxonomy places the organism in Eukaryota, Fungi, Ascomycota, Lecanoromycetes, Lecanorales, Parmeliaceae.
AUGGAGGACAACAAUGACGAUGUGGACAGAGACAAGGAUCCCCCCGAUACUUUCUCCGAGUACUCAGACCCGGAAUCUGAGGGUGGUGGCUUCCCCAUCGAUUGGGACGAGGUCUACCGUGAGAUUGAGUAUAGGCACCCUGGCUACGACGAAGUACCGCCGAUAUGGCAGGGGUGA